Molecule: messenger RNA, 1921 nt
Organism: Tachysurus vachellii
Lineage: Eukaryota; Metazoa; Chordata; Actinopteri; Siluriformes; Bagridae
Gene: ddx52
Product: DEAD (Asp-Glu-Ala-Asp) box polypeptide 52
Exons: 15
Coding region: 30-1865 (611 amino acids)
Biological process (GO): maturation of SSU-rRNA
Cellular component (GO): 90S preribosome
Molecular function (GO): nucleic acid binding; ATP binding; RNA helicase activity
Source: RefSeq, a predicted model, not a curated record
CCUCCAUUCCUCUCUACGCACCCACAUCAAUGGACGCCGUGGAGUUGUUCAAGAGGCUCGGAGCCGGCGCAAAGUUUGAUUUGAAACGAUUUGGCAGAGAUGCGGAAAGGUUUAAGGUGGGAAAGUCUCAGAACAAAGAAAUCACCAGUCCUUUGACUGAAAUUAGCUACUUUGGGAAAACCAGAGAGCCAGCUGAAGAAUCCAGACAUGGUUAUACAGAUGAUGAAGAUGAAGAGCACAACUCAGAGGAAGAUCAUCCCACCGUUGUGGACGAAUCGCUGAGCACGCUGAAGAAAAAAAGGAAAGGGAAUAAAAGAAAAACUCAGGAUUCUGAAGACGAGCGUAGCCAUGACGAGGAUUCGGAGCAGAAUGGGAUCCGGUGGACGUCUUCGCAAGACAAGAAGGCGGAAGGCGCGAAGAAAAAGGCCACAGAUGGACCAUCGAUAAAGAGGUUAAAGCAGCUUCAUAAAGAGAAGCUCAAUCAGAUCCGACAUCAGAACAGGAUUAACGUGCACGGUACAGACAUCCCGGACCCUCUCUGUACGUUCGAAGAGCUUCAGCAGGAGUACGAGCUGGAUUCCCGGAUCAUUCAGAACAUCAAAGCGGCUGGAUUUCAGACCCCGACGCCCAUUCAGAUGCAGGCCAUCCCUCUGAUGAUGCACAGACGAGAAAUCCUGGCGUGUGCCCCCACGGGCUCGGGAAAAACCGUAGCCUUCUGCCUGCCUGUGCUGGCGCAUCUCCGUCAGCCGCUCAACAAGGGUUUCAGGGCGCUCAUCGUAGCACCCACGAGAGAGCUGGCCAGCCAGACGCACAGAGAGCUCCUGAAGCUGUCUGAGGGAGUGGGCUUCAGGGUUCACAUGAUUAAUAAAGGAGUGGACGCUGCCAAGAAAUACGGUCCCAAGUCAGCCAAGAAAUUUGACAUAUUGGUGACGACGCCGAACAGGCUGAUCUACCUGCUCAACCAGGAGCCUCCAGCUGUUGAUCUGAGCAGCGUGGAGUGGUUGGUGGUGGACGAGUCCGACAAGCUGUUCGAGGAUGGUAAGACCGGCUUCAGGGAGCAGCUGGCCGCCAUCUUCCUGGCCUGCACCUCUCCGAAAGUUUGCCGCGCUCUCUUCAGUGCCACUUUCACCACGGAGGUCGAGCAGUGGUGCAAACUCAACCUGGACAAUCUCGUCUCCGUGAACAUCGGACCCAGGAACUCUGCAGCGGAGACGGUGGAGCAGGAACUGCUGUUCGUAGGAGCAGAAAACGGCAAGCUGCUCGCAAUGAGGGACCUGAUAAAGAAGGGCUUUCUUCCUCCCAUGCUGGUGUUUGUACAGUCUAUAGAACGAGCCAGAGAGUUGUUCCAUGAGCUGGUGUACGAGGGCAUCAACGUCGACGUGAUUCAUGCCGAGCGAACGCAACAGCAGAGAGAUAACGUGGUCAGCAGCUUCCGUGCAGGUAAAAUCUGGGUGCUCAUCUGCACGGCGCUCAUGGCUCGUGGGAUCGAUUUCAAAGGCGUCAACCUGGUGGUGAACUACGACUUUCCUACCAGUGCUGUAGAGUACAUCCAUCGUAUCGGUCGCACAGGACGAGCGGGUCAUAAAGGGAAAGCUGUCACGUUUUUCACCGAGGCUGACAAACCCCUCCUGCGAAGCAUCGCCUCAGUAAUAAAACAAGCUGGAUGUCCUGUGCCUGAUUACAUGAUUGGAUUCAAGAAACUAAAAAGCAAAGUGAAGCGACAUCUUGAGAAGAAACCUCCGAGAAGGGCAACGAUUCGCACCAUGCCUCGCAUUCUCAUGCAAAAGAAUCCUGGCAAAGUAAAAAGGAAAAAGGGAAAAUCUGAGGCAAGACCAAACGGCGGCGAAGCAGAUGAUAAAAAAUAAGAUUUUGGUAAAUGAUCGCUGUAAAAAAAAUUGUCUAAUAAAAUUCAAAAGUUUGA